AUGAAACCGGACGACAUUCGCAAAACAACCGUAGAGAAGAAACCUCAAAUCGACGACGGUAAUCCGUUAAAGCUCGUGAGCAAACAAUUCCUCUGUGGCACACCGAUUCGAUCGAUCCGGUGGCAUGGUCUGUUUGAGCAGGAACUAAGCUGGGACGAACAGGCUGCUCUACUAGACGUGACGGUAGAUCAUCCACUGGUGCUACGCUAUCCGAUCAGUGUCGAAUAUCAGGCAGCCUUUUUAAAGCACGUCAUCGCACAGCUGUCCAGCAUGAACGUUGAGCAUCACGAUCGGAUGUACGAGAAGUAUUGCGCGAUGCUUUCACCCGGAACAGAACUACCCCUGGACGAUCCGUCGAUCGGGCUCAGCUACAAACACUACGAACUACCGCACGGACAGGGCGUUAUAUCGUUGAAGGAAUCGGGCGCGUUCGUAUCGGACGGCACGACCGGGCUGUGUAGCUGGCAGGCGGCUAAAGCACUGUGCGAACACAUAUCGAACAAUCGGGACGAUUUCCACGGACGAAACAUACUGGAGCUUGGUUCGGGGGUGGGCUUAUCGGGGAUUUAUUUGGCCAAGUGUUACGAACCAUCGAUCAUCGUUAUGUCGGAUUGCCACGCGUCAGUACUGACGGCGCUGAAGGAAAAUGUAAGACUCAACUUUCCCAAUGCGGCUUCCGUGGAGUGUGACAAUCCGUUGGUCAGUCUGCUGCUGGACAGUGGGAAUACGCUUAUGGGCGUGAUGGAUCUCGAUUGGCAGUACAUCAGUGCAUCCAACUUGAGUCAACUGAUCGAACCGGACGUGAUCGUGGCUGCUGACAUCGUGUACGAUCAUACACUCUUUCCAGCGCUUCUUUCGACGCUAAACUACAUCUUUUGUCUGUCGAACAAUCGGUGUAAGUUUGUGCUGGCCUGCACCGAGCGGAAUCAGGACACGUUGAACGAGUUUCUACAGCUAUUGAUCACGGCCAAGUUUCGCAUCAACGAAGAAACGGUUUCACCAUCGCGACACUUUCACUGGGACAGCACCGCGUCCAACAUACGUAUCUUCACCAUAACGAGAGCCUUCUCAUAAGA
Messenger RNA from Anopheles maculipalpis, 1076 nucleotides. RefSeq names its product protein-lysine N-methyltransferase EEF2KMT. The transcript has 3 exons. Bases 1 to 1074 code for a protein of 357 amino acids. Lineage: Eukaryota; Metazoa; Arthropoda; Insecta; Diptera; Culicidae. The record is from RefSeq and is a predicted model, not a curated record.